CAGUCCCGGAGUGGGUAGUCCCCAGCUGUGGUCGGGGAUGGGUGGCAGUUACGGCUUGGGCGGCUCUUCUACGCCCCUCAGUCCUCUCUACCGCUUUCCUGAUCUGUCCUACCCUGCCUCUGCUAAUGUAGGAGUCCAUGGAGCCUUCAGCGGCCUACACCACCACUACCCACAGCAGGCUCUUGUUGGCGGCGUGACUCCACCCAUGUCCCCUCCACUUGACCACCACCACACACCUCCCAAGGAAGGCGAGUCUGGCUCCUGGUGGAGUAUUGGCAGCACCGUCGGCACUGCGCCGCCCAUCCCCCACAAUUACCAGUACCAUCCCCAGCAGCAGCAGCAGCAGCCGCAGCCGCAGCAGCAACAUCAGCAGCAGUACCCUGGUAUGAUGGUGGGGUCAGUAGGACAAGUGGCUACAGGCUUCCCUUCAAGUCUGCACCAGCCGGUCUCAUACAACAUGACGCAGGAGGCGUUCCUUCACCACCAAAGUCAGAUCGCAGCCGCCCUCCUCAAGAGCCAAGGCGCUGUAAAUGUUCGCCGUUGUCGCAGAUGCCGCUGUCCUAACUGUCAAGAUGUCUCCCAGGACGGCCAGGCUGGCAAGAAGAAACAGCACGUCUGUCACGUGCCAGGCUGCGCUAAAAUCUAUGGGAAGACCUCUCACCUGAAGGCGCACCUUCGCUGGCACGCCGGAGAACGCCCGUUCGUGUGUAAUUGGCUCUUCUGCAACAAGGCGUUCACUCGCUCCGACGAGCUCCAGCGACACCUGCGAACUCACACCGGAGAGAAGCGAUUCCUGUGCGUAGAGUGUGGUAAACGCUUCAUGCGCUCCGACCACCUAAACAAACAUGUCAAGACCCACGAGAACAGACGAACACGGACGACCCCCAUACAAUCUGACGACCACCUUGACAUUGAGAACUGUGAUGAUGAUGACGACGAAGACGACGACGACGACGAUGAUGAUCUCCCACAUGAUGUCAACGACCUACCAACCCUAGAAGACGAUUUCCCUGCAUCAACACUGCCAGAUUCUCCCACAUCUGAGGCAGAGAUACCGAUCUCCAGAACGUGUGAGGGAGAACCUUCUCACCCCCUAGUUGAACAUAGUACUCCGUACCCCCAGGGGGUACAUGGUUCCCCCUACCCCCAGGGGGAACAUAGUGUCCCUUGCCCCCAGGUAAUCCCUAGCCCCCAGGAAGUCCCCAGCCCCCAGGAAGCCCCCAGCUCUCACCCUCAGCCGUACUCACACCGCCUCCACGACAUUCUCAAUACCUCUUGUAUAUAA
Procambarus clarkii (red swamp crayfish) is the source of this 1285-nucleotide messenger RNA. RefSeq names its product transcription factor Sp9-like. Gene Ontology annotation, molecular function: RNA polymerase II cis-regulatory region sequence-specific DNA binding; DNA-binding transcription factor activity, RNA polymerase II-specific. NCBI's taxonomy places the organism in Eukaryota, Metazoa, Arthropoda, Malacostraca, Decapoda, Cambaridae. Gene Ontology annotation, biological process: regulation of transcription by RNA polymerase II. The record is from RefSeq and is a predicted model, not a curated record.